Messenger RNA from Owenia fusiformis, 2669 nucleotides. Lineage: Eukaryota; Metazoa; Annelida; Polychaeta; Sabellida; Oweniidae. The record is from the annotation of a GenBank genome assembly.
AAUGGGAAUUAUCUGACGAUUUCAUAAAUGGCAGCACAUAUCUUACACCUUAUGGGACAUUUUGGCUAAAACAAUGAGAUAUGAAUAAAUAUGUUAUGAAAUGAACUAUGCAUUAACUACACAAACGUUAUGAAUCUAUGUUUUGGAAAUUGAGCUAGUAUCACUCGCAUAAAACAGGCGAAUUAACAUUGAAUACGUCAGCAUAAAGAUUCAUUAUGUGGCGUGGGGUAGUAGAUGCGAUUUUUGUUGUGGCACAUAACAUUUUAAACAUGGUUGGAUAUAUUGGAAAACCAAUAUUAGAGGUUUUCACAAAAAGACUUACAAGCAAAACAGAAGCAAGUAAAUUGAAUGACAAUGGUGACAAAGCUAUUCCUGAUUCUCAAGUUGUACGUCGCCCCAAAAUAUAUAAUAUAUAUAUAAAUGGAAAUAACAAUAAAAUAAUACAUUAUCAAAAUAAAUUCGAUGAAAUUUGUGAUACUGAUGAAAGUAAUACUAAAGUACAACCAUUGGUAAGACAGGACAUUAAACAAAAGUCAGAAUCCAUUGAACCGACAAAUGAAGUGACAGAAUUAAAAUGUAAGAUCACAAAUGGAAAACAAACUGCAGGAUGCAUAACUCAAAGGUGUGUACAACCUAUUUCUCCAGAGUCUACCUACAUUAACAUUAAGAGAGAAGAAUCAAAGAUGGUUUGUUCUAGAAUAGACAGAACAGAAGAAUGGGUCACAAGUGUAGCUGCAGAACCACCUUCAAGGGAUGAAAGUGAGAACCCAAAUGAUCAUGUUGACUUACAAUCAAUCAUCACAACUGAUUACAUUGCUCUAAACAAUCGAAAUGACAUCUUGAAUCCUUCAAGCCAUGGUGAUGAAGACAGUUUACCAUAUAUGUAUCAAAUGAAGUAUGUACAAACAGUUGAUAAAAGAACAAAUUUUGUGUCAGAUACAGCAACUGAACCUUCAGUCUCUGAUCAAAGUGAGAGGCAUGGUGCGUCCAUGGACUUAUUAUCAAUAGUCACAGAUGACCAUGUAAGCAAAAAUAGCAGAGAAGUAAUAUCUCCAAAUGAUUCUGAAGAUUCAGAUAGCUAUGAUGACACUUCAGCUGACAAAAGUGAAUUUGAUAUCAUAUUUGCUGAAAACAGCAAGGCCCUUGCGAAAUAUGAUCAAUAUAAGUUCUCAAACAAUGAAAAAGAAAAUAAUGGAGACAUAUUAUUACCACAUCAAGAUUCUCUAAAAGAUGCAGACUCGGAUUCUAAUUGUUCCUCACAAUUAGAUUCUGACUCAGGUUCAAACACCACACAAUAUGAAGUGAUAUACCCACAUUCUUCAGAUACUACUGAAAAAUAUGAACCCAAGUCCAUUUAUGACACAUUGAGAAUUGCAGAUUCUGAAUCUGAAGAUUCAGACAGGAAUGAGAAAAGUGACAAAAGAGACACUGAUACUAUAUUGCCUAACAAGGAUAAGGUCACUGCCCACCAAGAAAAUUCAGAUUCUCAAUUUACAAAAACUAACAAAACAUACUUCAAUUUAAACAUUAACAAUGGAGAAAUAAUAUUACCUUAUAAAUACAAAGACUCUGACUCCGAUUCCGAAAGUUCUGAUUUUUCUGAAGAAGAAUCAAGGGAAUUGAAAGAAGAACUGCAUAAUGAAGAAGAAGAAAAUAUCAGAAACCAGCCAACACAAUAUGAAAAUAGCUAUGAUGAAAAUUCACCUGACAAAAGUAGGGCUGGUAUCAUAUUGGCAGACAAGGGUGAGGUCACUUCAGAUUCCUCAUUUACAAACCAACCGAUGCCAACCAAUACAAGAUAUGAAGAUGAGAAUGAAGAGCAUUAUGAAGAAUUACCAUAUACAUAUGGAGGGAAUUUUCAGCACAUGAAUACUCCUUCAACAAAAAUCUUCCCAGUGAUUAGUGGAAAGCAAACAUCUCCAACAGACUCCAAAAGUCCAACAAGAAAAUAUUUAAUUAAAAGGAUAACAAACAAGGUUAGGCCAAUGAGCCAAAUAAAACUAAUCAAUCAUAAUACGCCCUUAUAUGAAAAUCUAGAUACUUCAACGAAACAAAAUAUUAGAGAUAUGUUCAGAGUACAAAAAAGACCACCAAUGCCACUGCCUGCCAAUAUUCCCACUGCACCCAAUAGUGCAAAAUCUGAUCCAAAUCUUCGUCAUGAGUCAGCAAAGAGCUCAGAGAAUUCAUUUGUACGAGAAAGCCCUGAAAGAAAACCUGUAUGUAGAAGGAAAACAUUUCUACAGACUGCCACUGCUGACCAAAACCAUGUUGAUGCAACACCAACAACAAAUAAAGAACAACAGACUGCUAAUUAUGGCACUCAUAUGGUCCAAAAAAUCCACACUUUCUCAGAGAGUAUUACAGAUGACAUGAACAACACUGUUGAGCUGAAGAGGAAACAUGUUAGCACUAUAAAGAAAAACAAAGUGACAGAUACCGAAAACAGUCAAAUCUUUGACAGUGAUGAUGACUUUGAUAAAAUAAGUCCAUUUUCCAGAACAAAGGUAAUAAGAAAGAAAAAGAAGCAAAUAUCUAAUGACAUGAGUGAGAUUUCCAAUAUAAAAGUAUCGCGAAGUGUCAUCCACACUGCUAAUGUCAAGACAGAGGAAACAAAGGUUUUUCAACCUACCCGACAAAACAUAACCAUUGUAGAAACACAAAGAAAUACU